Didymosphaeria variabile is the source of this 1353-nucleotide messenger RNA. RefSeq lists its product as uncharacterized. Gene Ontology annotation, biological process: glucan catabolic process. NCBI's taxonomy places the organism in Eukaryota, Fungi, Ascomycota, Dothideomycetes, Pleosporales, Didymosphaeriaceae. The coding region runs from base 1 to 1353 and encodes 450 amino acids. Gene Ontology annotation, cellular component: cell surface; extracellular region. Gene Ontology annotation, molecular function: glucan exo-1,3-beta-glucosidase activity. The record is from RefSeq and is a predicted model, not a curated record. The transcript has a single exon.
AUGCGCUUCUCGAUCGUCGCUACAGCGGCCCUUCUCGCCGGUGGUGUCGCAGCUGCUCCAACUCCAGAGCCAGCCAUUGGUUGGCUUGACCUUGACAAAAUACUAUCUUCCCUCGGAAUACGAGUUCGUCAAGAUGGCAACAAACAUGGUCCCACACUCAACUACCACAACAAAUGUCCAUUCACCUUCCCUCCAGUCAAGUGGAGCUGGAAUCGCUUUGCCCAUAACAUCAACUGGCCCAAAGGAACCAAUGGAGGAAACUUCAUCAACUGGAAGACGUUCAAAGCGAACGGUGUCAACUUGGGUGGAUGGUUAGAGAAGGAGAAGACCCACGAUCCCAUCUGGUGGGACCAAGUUGGAGGCUCUGCGGCUCCUGAUGAAUGGAAUCUAUGCCUGACUCUUGGAUCCAAUUGUGGUCCAAUCUUUGAAGCGCGAUAUGCUUCAUUCCUGAAUACCACCACAAUCGACAAGCUCGCAAGCGUUGGCGUCAACACCUUGAGAAUCCCCACCACAUACGCUGCAUGGGUCAAUGUCCCUGGAUCAGCACUCUACCACGGGAGGCAGCAGGCUUAUCUCAAGACAAUCGUGCAGUAUGCGGUUGAAAAGUACGGCAUGCACAUCAUCAUUGGUCUCCACUCACUUCCUGGUGGCGUCAACAACCUCGAUAUCGGUGAAGCCCUUGGACAUGAUGCAUGGUUUUACAACGCUACGAACCUAGAGUACUCUUUCCAAGCCAUCGACGCGGUCCUGAGUUUCAUGAAGGCCAGCGGGCACAUCAAUGCUUUCACUCUUGCGCCUAUCAACGAAGCAUCCGAUAAUCUUUCCGGAUUCGGUACGGCGGAUGGUCUUUCGGUAAAUGCAACGAACUGGAUCAACACCUACAUUGACGGCUGCUUCCAGAGGAUUGCUAAGAUCGACAAGCGCAUUCCACUUAUGCUGCAAGACAACUUCAAGGGUGCUAGCUAUUGGGAACCGUUCUAUGAUAGCUCUACAAACCUUGUCAUCGACUCGCACGUCUACUACUUUGCUGCAGCUGGGACUUACUCUGCCUACGUCAACCCUGCGGUAUGCGGACAAGCGGCGUACAUUGCUGGAGAGAAGACGUUCCCCGUGUUCAUUGGAGAGUGGUCACUGCAGACAAUGUACAACAACACCCUUCCCAGUCGCAAGCAAAUCUUUGACACUCAACGGUACGCGUGGCAGAAAUACAACUCUGGAGGUGCUUUCUGGACUGCAGUGAGCUACUCUACCACUGCUGUUGAUGGCGAAGGAACACAGCGAGAAUACUGGUCAUACAUCGAUCUUAUCAACGAAGGUGUUAUUACAGAGGCGACGACUGCGUCCUACUGCUAG